Bipolaris zeicola 26-R-13 is the source of this 276-nucleotide messenger RNA. RefSeq lists its product as uncharacterized. Bases 1 to 276 code for a protein of 91 amino acids. The record is from RefSeq and is a predicted model, not a curated record. Lineage: Eukaryota; Fungi; Ascomycota; Dothideomycetes; Pleosporales; Pleosporaceae. The transcript has a single exon.
AUGGAGUUUACGCAGCGGGCGCAAUUUCCGCCGUCACGAUGCCUGGUCGGAUUGUCACGGCAAGGCUGGCAGAGUGAGGUGUCAAUCUCGCGGCAUAACCAACGCAGGCUUAGUCGCCGACGGGAGAUGACGUCUGUCUCGACGCGGCGUGCCCAAUCCGGCGCGGGCAGUGCAAGAGAGGCCAGCAUCAGGCCAGAGGUGUGUGUAGGCGACGUGUCUGCAAUAGCGAGCGGCCUGACGGAGGGCGUAAAAGAUGCAGUGUUGUCGGGCUCUUGA